This is a messenger RNA of Dioscorea cayenensis subsp. rotundata (Guinea yam), 1571 nucleotides long. Its product is annotated as manganese-dependent ADP-ribose/CDP-alcohol diphosphatase-like. The record is from RefSeq and is a predicted model, not a curated record. Gene Ontology annotation, molecular function: manganese ion binding; ADP-ribose diphosphatase activity; CDP-glycerol diphosphatase activity. NCBI's taxonomy places the organism in Eukaryota, Viridiplantae, Streptophyta, Magnoliopsida, Dioscoreales, Dioscoreaceae.
AUUAGGCGAAUGGCAACACAUCUUGUUCAUUUGACACAUGAGGCCUGCCCCCGUUAGCCCUAGAGCUGCUCUGGAAGCUCUCAUCAAUGAUGAGAGCAUUCCCCCCUUUCUCUUGAUCUUGAGUUAUCAUUCACCCUUACACUGAUAGUUUUGCCACCAGUAACUUCUAGAAUAAAUUGUAUUUCCUCGCACCACAUUCCUCUUCAAAUAUGUUCGGCUGCAUCAUGGAGAAAUAGAUUUUUUUUUCCACAAGCAAGUUUAAUUCUAGCUAAAAUUCCACUAGUUUUAUUGAUUGCUGGGCAUCUAGUGCGAGUUUCGGGUGCUGAUUUUAUUUACUGGAAAUUGUUUGUAAGUGCAUGAUCACGUAUAAUGGCUUCUACAAGUGUGUUUGCAAAUGGCCAAAUGAAGAAGCCCCUUUUCUCUUUUGGGGUUAUAUCUGAUGUCCAGUACGCUGACAUUCCAGAUGGCCACUCAUUCCUUGGCAUACCAAGGUACUAUCGGCAUAGCCUUCUGGUUCUGCAAAGGGCUGUUGAUAAAUGGAACAACCACAAGGAACUCAAAUUCUCUGUGAACUUCGGUGACAUAGUUGAUGGAUUCUGUCCCAAGGAGAAAUCACUAGAAACAAUGCAAACUGUCAUCAAGGAAUUCGAGAAAUUCAAUGGCCCUGUAUACCACAUGAUUGGCAACCAUUGCCUCUACAAUCUCCCAAGGUAAUUAGUGCCACUGCUGAAGAUGCCGGCUAACCAUGGUUGUGCAUAUUUUGAUUUUUCCCCAUACCCUGGGUACCGAUUUGUUGUGUUAGAUGCCUAUGACAUUAGUGCCAUAGGUUGGCCAAAGGAUCACCCCAAAACUAUGGCAGCCAUGAAAUUUUUGCAGGAAAAGAAUCCGAAUGCUGACAAGAAUAGUCCAAGUGGCCUGUCCGGUCUUGAAAAGAGAUUCGUAAUGUUCAAUGGGGCUGUUGGAAAGGAACAGUUGACGUGGCUUGACAACAUUCUUCAGGAUUCCACCAGACAACAGCAGAAUGUGAUUAUAUGUUGUCAUCUUCCUCUGGAUCCUAAUGCAGCUGCAGCUGAGUCACUCUGCUGGAAUUAUGAUGAGGUAAUGGAAGUAAUUCACAGAUACAAAUGUGUCAAGGCAUGCUUGGCUGGGCAUGACCAUAGAGGUGGGCACUCUCUUGAUUCCCACGGGAUACAUCACCAUGUCUUUGAAGCUGCUCUAGAGUGCCCUCCGAACACAAAUGCAUUUGGUUAUAUUGAUGUCUAUCAUGGGAAGAUAACACUCUUCGGCAUUGACAGGAUGGUGACGGUGGAGAUGCUGUUCAAUUAAUUCAUGACCCACUAUAAGAUGUUACUUCGUAUUUGGUGUAUCCUGUUUCUUUGUGCUGGCUGUAUAUUUGACCACAUGCAUUGACAACCUAUUUCCAGUUGAUAACUGGUUAUAUGCUGUGCAGGAGGAACUUAUGACUAUUGUAUUCGAUGAAAAUUGAUGGAGUGAUCUUCCUUGGCUGUGAAAUUCUGUAAUGCUCCUUUUACUGCUAAUGAGCAACCAAAUGCCGCUGUGCUGCAUUGAAA